AUGCACUCUUCAGGUCGGACUGCAAUGAGUGGACUGAGGUCUUCUGGGCUGCUGGGGCUUGUACUCUUAAUGCUCUCAGCAGGAUACUGCAAAGAAAAAACAGACUCCACAGAUUUGAAGGACAAACAAAGUCUCUUAAAUGUCAUAAUGGAGAUUAUUCAGGAACUGAAAAGGUACCACCUGGAGAAGGACAGUGGGAUGCAGUACUUCUCCAAGCAUGACUAUAACUUGGAUCGAAGGGAAGUGGCUGACUACGGAGGGUACCAGGACGAGCAGAGAGUUGAAAUAGUUCCCAGAGAUCUGAGGAUGAAAGACAAGUUCUUGAAGCAUUUAACAGGUCCACUCUACUUUAGUCCAAAAUGUAGCAAACACUUUCAUCGGCUUUAUCACAAUACAAGGGAUUGUACCAUCCCAGCAUACUAUAAAAGAUGUGCCAGGCUUCUUACUCGAUUGGCAGUAAGCCCUAUGUGCAUGGAAGGAUAAAGAUGUUAUUACCACUACAAGGAACACUAAGAACCAAGAGAAGUGCCUUGGAAACCAACAGGGAAACAGAACUUACUACCUUUUAGCGAAUUCCAUUGUGAACAAGAGAUUUAUUUUUGCAGAUUGACAGACUACUUCCCAUAAUUCUUUUAACAUGCAUUUUGUAUGUCAUUGACAGUUUGCAGAUUGACAUUCUUUACAGUAGUGUAACUGCCAGUAGUACUUAAUGCUCCAUACUUUAAAACACACUACAAUUGAUGUGUAAUGCUGCCAAAAAUUAUGUAAACACAGAUAUUUCACCAAGAAAAUUCAUGUUCUGUUGCUUAAUUCUACAGUUUUAAGGAAUGUUUGUUUGUAUAUCUAGAACUACUAAAGAUCUGCUCCACAGUAGUUGUGGUCACUUGAUAUCCUUCAUGCUUAUGCAAUUUUUUAAAAGUUUGGUUAAAACAGACUUGCAUUGGGGUCACAUUGUACCCUGGAGUACAAACUGCAUGACAAACAGGAAUGUUAUUCCAAGUAGACAUACUUUUUGGGACAGUGGAGCAUGGAUUUUGUACACAAACACAAGCUGCCAUUAAUUUACUUUAUAUAAUAAAUGUAUAAAACAUUCCAGCGAACGUGCAAUAUGUAAAUACUGUAAAUAACAAGCAUAAGUAAUAAAGUGUUUGGUAUUAA
Molecule: messenger RNA, 1158 nt
Organism: Haemorhous mexicanus (house finch)
Lineage: Eukaryota; Metazoa; Chordata; Aves; Passeriformes; Fringillidae
Gene: ALKAL2
Product: ALK and LTK ligand 2
Exons: 5
Coding region: 1-483 (160 amino acids)
Biological process (GO): positive regulation of ERK1 and ERK2 cascade; positive regulation of ERK5 cascade
Molecular function (GO): receptor signaling protein tyrosine kinase activator activity; receptor tyrosine kinase binding
Source: RefSeq, a predicted model, not a curated record